Molecule: messenger RNA, 1443 nt
Organism: Penicillium cataractarum
Lineage: Eukaryota; Fungi; Ascomycota; Eurotiomycetes; Eurotiales; Aspergillaceae
Product: Peptidyl-prolyl cis-trans isomerase-like 4
Exons: 4
Coding region: 1-1443 (480 amino acids)
Biological process (GO): protein peptidyl-prolyl isomerization
Cellular component (GO): nucleus
Molecular function (GO): peptidyl-prolyl cis-trans isomerase activity; RNA binding
Source: RefSeq, a predicted model, not a curated record
AUGAGCGCGCUACUUGAAACCUCCCUGGGCGACAUCGUGAUCGACCUCCUGGUCGACGAGUCGCCCAAAGCCUGUGAAAACUUCCUAAAGCUGUGCAAAAUCAAGUACUACAAUUUUGCGCCCGUGCACAGCGUCCAGAAGGACUUUAGCUUCCAAACCGGCGACCCGCUCGGCCCCGACGCGCCCGAUAGCGAUGGCGGUUCAUCCAUCUGGGGUGUCUUGGGUGGCCCCGCGAAGCGCACCUUUCCGAUCGACCUGCCGCCGAAAAUGAAGCAUCUCGAACGCGGGACAGUUAGCAUGGCUACGGUACCUGCGCCCAACGAUCCAGACCAGCGGGUGGCCGGUAGCCAGUUUUUGAUUACACUGGGAGAGAACUUGGAUUAUCUGGAUGGCAAGGCGGCUAUCUUUGGCAAAGUUGUUGAGGGAUUCGACGUGCUGGAGAAAAUUAAUGAGUCGUUCAUUGAUGAUCGAGGCCGGCCAUUGAAGGAUAUUCGUAUUCGCCAUACCGUUGUCCUGGAUGAUCCAUUCGAUGACCCCGCUGGGCUGGUCGAGCCACCCGAGAGUCCUGUGCCGACGAAAGCGCAAUUAGCAACCGUGCGAAUCGCCGACGAUGAGGAUUUGGAUGAAGAGAUGGACGAAGCUGCCAUGGAGAAGCUGCGUCGGGAGCGCGAAGCGCGUGCCCAGGCGCUGACUUUGGAGAUGGUGGGCGAUCUACCUUUUGCCGAUGUCAAGCCUCCUGAGAAUGUGCUUUUUGUCUGUAAAUUGAAUCCCGUGACACAAGAUGAGGACCUUCAAUUGAUCUUUAGUCGCUUUGGAACCAUUCUGUCGUGCGAAGUCAUCCGAGACAAGCGUACGGGCGACAGCCUGCAGUAUGCGUUUAUCGAGUUCGAAAAUCAAAAGGACUGCGAGCAGGCCUACUUCAAAAUGCAGGGCGUGUUGAUUGACGACCACCGCAUCCACGUUGAUUUCUCACAAAGUGUCUCCAAACUAUCCGACACCUGGCGCAACGCAACAGUAACCAAGCGCCAACAACGCGGCGGCUUCGGCGGUGUCGCCGAUCUCGAACAAAAGCGACAAUACCGUGUAUCCGACGACUCUCGCGCCGGGGACGGUGACAAAGCGUAUAACAUGGUCUUUGACCGGUCACGCAACGAUCGACCGUCUGCUCCAGCUCCAUCUGCCCCCCGCCGCGACGGCCGGUCCGAUCGCAGCCCCCGACGAGAUUCAUAUGGUGACCGUCGUAGCAGUCGCAGUCCUCGAGGCCGAGAUUCACAUCAGGAGCGGCACCGGCGGCGGGAAUCUAGCAGGAGUCCUGGACGGCGGGAUUAUGAGCGGCGAGACCGAGACCGUGGGGAUCGAGGACGGUAUCGGGAGGACCGUAGAGACCGAGACGGAGACCGGGAUCGGGCUCUCCGAGAUGAUCGGUAUGAGCGGCGACGAUGA